Messenger RNA from Mus musculus (house mouse), 2352 nucleotides. RefSeq names its product synaptosomal-associated protein, 47 (gene Snap47). Lineage: Eukaryota; Metazoa; Chordata; Mammalia; Rodentia; Muridae. The transcript has 6 exons. The record is from RefSeq and is a predicted model, not a curated record. The coding region runs from base 588 to 1829 and encodes 413 amino acids. Gene Ontology annotation, cellular component: hippocampal mossy fiber to CA3 synapse; presynaptic active zone; postsynaptic density.
GUUUCUCUGUGUAGCCCUGGCUGUCCUUGAAUUCACUCUGUAGACCAGAGGUACCCCUGUCUCUGCUUUCCAAGUGCUAGAAUCAAAGGUGUUUGCUACUGUGCCUGGUUUAACUAGAUUUAUAGUAGGCUUGUAAACUGACGAAGUUCUUAAGGGGAAUUUCUGGUAAGUAGUCUCUUAUUAAAACUAUAAUGACAUGGAGAGGUUGGAAAGCCUUUGGCUUCUAUUGACUUAACAGACCACCAGCUUCUACCAAACCCAAAGCUAGGAAUGCCAUCGGGUAACACCGAGGCCUAGAGAACAGCAUUUUCCAUUUGCUGUAGCCGCAAUAGACUCUUACAAGUCCACUGACACAUUUUUAUCUUUGCCUUGACUUAUAAAACUCCAUGAAACGGCUUCCACUUUGGAACAUGGAAUUUGGGGUAACCUAAAUCUGUGUUGUUGGACCCUGGUCACUCAAAAUGGCUCCAGAAGAAACAUCUGUUAAUUAUAUUUAAGUGACAUCAGGCUGUAAACUUCCUGGCUGUUUCUCAUGGAGCCUUCCUGAGAUACUGCAGCCUCUGGGUAGCCCAGCAACCUAGGAACAGAUGAGUUCUGAUAUGCGUGUCCACUCCUGGUCUUGUUCCUACUAUCUGGACCUUGAGAAGCAAUGGGUUUCUGGAAAACUGACCCUGACUCCUCAUUCACUGAAGUUCAUUGUGGAAAAAACAGAAGAGGUCCUUGUUGGCCUGCCCCUCUCCAGCAUCAUUGAGAUCAGGAAAGAGUCAUCUCUCUUUAUCUUCGGUGCGAUCACAGUCCUGGAGAAGGGCCAGACCAAGCACUGGUUCAGCUCACUGCAGCCUAGUCGAAAUGUGGUCUUCAACGUCAUCGAACAUUUCUGGAGGGAGCUGCUACUGUCCCAGCCAGGCACUGCUGCCAACAUACCCUCCCACGUGACCAGGGGACAGGAGCUGAUAGGACUGAUGGCAAAUUCCCAGAAACGCAUGGAAGACACAGCGAAGGAUCUCCAGCAGCAGAGCGAACAGCUGGACAGCGUCCUGAAGGGCCUGGAGAAGAUGGAGUCCGACCUGGACGUGGCUGACAGAUUGCUGACAGAAUUGGAGACACCUUCCUGGUGGCCUUUUGGCUCUAAGUUUUGGAAGAUGCCGGCAGAAGAAAAUCUCAAGGAAGGUGUGUCUUCCACUUGUGAGCCCUUUGGAAAGGAAGGGGUUGUGAUCACGGUCCCUGCUAUUAUUUCUGAGAGAGCAGAGUCUCAUUCCAAGCUGGGAAAGCUCACUGUCCUGGUCUCCGCUCUGGAAAUCUAUGACUCCUGCUCGUUGCUCCUGCACAGAUUUGAGAAGGAAGAUGUUGAUGAUAUCAAGGUUCACUCUCCUUAUGAGGUCAGCAUACGCCAGCGCUUCAUUGGGAAGCCAGACGUGGCUUACCAGCUGAUAUCUGCCAAGAUGCCAGAGGUCAUUCCCAUCUUAGAAGUGCAGUUCAGCAGCAAGAUUGAGCUCCUGGAAGACGCCUUAGUGCUCAGGAACAAGGUCUUUGCUUCCUCUGCAGAGAGGCAUGCAGCAUCCAGACCGAAGGGCUGCACUCCACACCGAGAGCUGCCCACAGGAGGACAGGAAGGCGAGCAGCUGCAGCUGCAGAAGAACUUGCCACUGUUCUCUGAGGGGGAAGCCCAGGAGCUGACACAGAUCCUGAGCAAAAUGAAGGGACUCGCACUGGACACUGAGGCAGAGCUGGAACGCCAGGAUGCGGCUCUGGAUGGCAUCACCGUAGCUGUGGACCGGGCAACCCUGAAUGUGGACAAGCAAAACCGGCGUAUGAGAAAGCUGAUGUAGUGGGGCAAGCUGUAAACAGCCACCCCUGGCAUGGCUCUGCUGAUUCUAUUGCUAUUAGCCCUUUUCCUUUCCCCUGAGACCCGGGAAGCCAUUCUGGGUACUGUGAAACUAUGAGGCCCUACCUGGGAACUACACCUUCCUAGGAUGGGCCAGGAGAGGCCACAAUAUGCAUGAGCAUGUAUGUUUCCCGGGGCCCUAAGCAUGAGGGCCAUGUCCUGUUCAGGCAAGAAUCGCCACCGUAGCGUAGCCAUCCUUCCUGUCCACACUGAGACCCCGGCGUUGAGCUGCCAUUGUGGCAUCAUGUUGUCACAUCAUAUUGUCAUCUUUUCACCAUUUUUGCCAAACAGUAGAGAAAAAUGUCAGUCAUUCUGGUCUGGCUCUGCCAUCCACUUGCCAGAAACAUCAAUUCCCCCUUCAAAUGCUGCUGUAGCCCCUGCCACCUUUUCCUGAUCAUCAGUUAGAGUUCUGUAACCAGUAGCCUCUGUGUGUGCGUAAUAAAAGAAUGUUUAUUCGAUGACUUACA